This is a messenger RNA of Paramisgurnus dabryanus, 801 nucleotides long. The record is from RefSeq and is a predicted model, not a curated record. NCBI's taxonomy places the organism in Eukaryota, Metazoa, Chordata, Actinopteri, Cypriniformes, Cobitidae.
AUGGUGAGCAGACAGAAAAGAAUAUCAGUGAAGAUAGUGAGCAGACACAAGAGAGUAUCAGUGAAGAUGGUGAGCAGCCACAACAGAGUAUCAGUGAAGAUAGUGAGCAGACACAAGAGAGUAUCAGUGAAGAUAGAGAGCAGACACAAGAGACCAGAAGAGAGUAUCAGUGAAGAUAGAGAGCAGACACAAGAGAGUAUCAGUGAGCAGACACAAGAGAGUAUCAGUAAAGAUAGUGAGCAGACAAGAGAGAGUAUCAGUCAGCAGACAGAAGAGAGUAUCAGUGAGCAGACAGAAGAGAGUAUCAUUAAAGAUAGUGAGCAGACAAGAGAGAGUAUCAGUGAGCAGACAGAAGAGAGUAUCAGUGAGCAGACAGAAGAGAGUAUCAGUGAGCAGACAGAAGAGAGUAUCAUUGAAGAUAGAGAGCAGGCACAAGAGAAUAUCAGUGAAGAUAGAGAGCAGACACAAGAGAGUAUCAGUGAAGAUAGUGAGCAGAGAGAAGAGAGUAUCAGUGAAGAUAUUGAGCAGACACAAGAGAAUAUCAGUGAGCAGACACAAGAGAGUAUCAGUAAAGAUAAAGAGCAGACACAAGAGAAUAUCAGUGAAGAUAGUGAGCAGACACAAGAGAGUAUCAGUGAAGAUAGAGAGCAGACACAAGAGAGUAUCAGUAAAGAUAGUGAGCAGCCACAAGAGAGUAUCAGUGAAGAUAGUGAGCAGCCACAAGAGAGUAUCAGUGAAGAUAGUGAGCAGCCAGAAGAGAGUAUCAGUGAAGAUAGUGAGCAGACACAAGAGUUUCAGUAA